Clavispora lusitaniae ATCC 42720 is the source of this 1500-nucleotide messenger RNA. RefSeq names its product PRMT5 arginine-N-methyltransferase family protein. Gene Ontology annotation, biological process: regulation of DNA-templated transcription. Lineage: Eukaryota; Fungi; Ascomycota; Pichiomycetes; Serinales; Metschnikowiaceae. The record is from RefSeq and is a predicted model, not a curated record. Gene Ontology annotation, cellular component: cytosol; nucleus.
AUGCCAGUAGGUGUGAUCCUUGAAGAGGCUGGCACGUAUGUAAAUGCAUCUUUUUAUAUCCCUUGUGAAAAAUUGGCACUACUGCGACUAAGCCUGGGCCUUCCUUUGGCAUGUAGUCAUAUUUUGCUUGAUGCGUGCAACCUGCAAACAUUCGAAUCCAGCGUGGAAUGCAAAAUACGUCAAUGGGGUAGCCGAAUACUGGAAUCGUCAACUUUAACACUCAUUUUUCCUUUGCCAUUAGCCGAACAGCUUGCUAAUCUAGAAGAUGCUAAAACCCUAGAUCAGCUUUUGUAUAUUGACCAAUGCUCUUCCAAUGUCUCUCUCGUAUUGCUUGUGCCAGUUGUAGACAGCGUUGAGUACUGGUUCAAGCUUUGGCGUCUACGCAAACGGUAUCGCUUAAUUUUGGACCUUUCAUUUCCAAUUAGCAAACAUCUUCUCCCACGAUACAAAUGCUUAUCCUAUGAUGCAGUGGUCAUUAACUCUAAUACUAUCACGCAAGGUCUCAACUUGAUCUCCAAGCGGUCGUUGCCUCAAAUAUUACUAUACCAAUCUGAGAUUGAGCAACGACUAAAUUCAACUUUACCCAGAAUACCCCAACCUAAACUCAAAGCUCAUUCUGAUGAGCUUAUUGACCCACUUCAACCACUUACAAAAAAUCUUGAUCUUGAUGUUUAUGAGACGUUUGAACUAGACCAAACAAAGUACUCACAAUACGAUGGGGCCAUUGAAAUGGCUAUUCAAGACUUGCAUCAGAAACGUAGCAAUCUCAAAAUCUUAGUUGUGGGUCCGGGAAGAGGUCCGCUAUUACAAAUGGUAAUGCGAUAUACCAAGAACGACGAUGCAAUCAUUGCCGUGGAAAAAAACGACAAAUGCAUUGACACCUUGAAAGAGAAAAUACGCAACACGCCCCGAGUAACGUUAGUCCAUGGUGAUAUCCGCAACUUAACAAAUGAGACAUAUGAUCUAGUUGUUUCUGAGUUACUAGGUUCUUUUGGAUGUAACGAGGCUUGCCCAGAAAUUCUCCAGCACCUCCAUUCCACUAUAAUGAUUCCUGAAAUGUACAGAAGUUAUCUUCAGGCGGCAUACUGCGAUAUCGUCGAUAACUUCGAGUGCAAACGACCUUAUAUUGCGCACUUUAAUAGUCUAUUUGUUGUCGGAGAUCCAGUCCCCACAUUCGAGUUUUCACAUCCAAAUGAAAAUCAGCUAGAACAGAAGAUAUCUUUGCAAAUUCUGCUGUCGUGCUUGAAUCCCACUAAUGUACUAAUGGGCUAUUUUGAGGCGCAUCUAUAUGGUCCAUUCCGAAUUGGAAUCACCCCUGAUUUGUACAAGCACGAGUACUGCUCCUCUUGGUAUCCCAUGGUGUUCCCGGUUGGUUUGGUUCAAGCUAGCACCAAUGUAUUGUUCUCCAGGAAAAGUACCAGGAAUGCUGUUUGGUACGAAUGGAGUGUGGAUGGCGAAAGUUACAACCGGGAUGGAAAGGAAUAUGUCAUCAGCCUUUAA